Molecule: messenger RNA, 2796 nt
Organism: Cercocebus atys (sooty mangabey)
Lineage: Eukaryota; Metazoa; Chordata; Mammalia; Primates; Cercopithecidae
Gene: MLKL
Product: mixed lineage kinase domain-like
Exons: 11
Coding region: 740-2152 (470 amino acids)
Biological process (GO): protein phosphorylation; cell surface receptor signaling pathway
Cellular component (GO): plasma membrane
Molecular function (GO): ATP binding; protein kinase activity
Source: RefSeq, a predicted model, not a curated record
GUCUCUUCCCUAGUACCCUCCCCACCCCGCCAAUAUUAUCCAGCACAGAGAAGUAAACACCAGAAGCGCCUCUCCAACUUGCAGGUUUUCUCUAAACUUCUAGUCCUUCCCACACCGUGUCCUGGUUAUAGUAGUUGCUGGGACCUUAUUCUAUUCUGAAUCCCCAGCCCCGAAAGAAGGCCUGGCACUGACGUGUACAGCGUAGUUACAGAGUGACUUUAAGGAAGGCAGGGAGAGUGUGGAAAGGACAGGAGGAGCAUAGCAGGAGGAAGGGAGGGCUCGUGGUUCUGAGCUUCCUAGAAAGCGGCUCUAGGGAGCCUGGGCACCGUGAGCCUGGCGGUUGGCAGCUGAGCCAGGUCGGAGGGGGAAGUGUCGCAGCAUUCCCUGCAGGCGUCCCAGACCUGAGGCGGUGGCCUCCGGAGGGCACAGGACAGAAACAGCCGUCCAAGUAGCUGAGUGGAGGGACCCUACUCAAGUGCAGCUGCAGUGGCCGGGGUUUCCCUCAGGUAGGAUCGGGGCUCCUUGUCGCCGCCAGCCACGUGUGGUGUCCGGUACGGCCAGUGGAGUGCAGGGCGCGGACACCAGGGAAGGGGGUGCAGGGGAAUUCCUGCGGGCCUCGUGUUUGCAGACUUCUCGCCUGGGCAGGAGGCGGUCGUGGGAAAGAAGGCGGAAGAGCGAGCUUUUUGGAACUCUGCACGGGACAGAUUGGACGCACAAUCCUCGGGGGAGGCACGAAGGAAUGGAAAAUUUGAAGCAUAUUAUCACCCUUGGCCAGGUCAUCCACAAACGGUGUGAAGAGAUGAAAUACUGCAAGAAACAGUGCCGGCGCCUGGGCCACCGCGUCCUCGGCCUGGUCGAGUCUCUGGAGAUGCUCCAGGACCAAGGAAAGAGGAGUGUGCCCUCUGAGAAGUUAACCACAGCCAUGAACCGCUUCAAGGCUGCCCUGGAGGAGGCUAAUGAGGAGAUAGAAAAAUUCAGCAAUAGAUCCAAUAUCUGCAGGUUUCUAACAGCAAGCCAGGACAAAAUACUCUUCAAGGAUGUGAACAAGAACCUGAAUGAUGUCUGGAAGGAGCUCUCGCUGUUACUACAGAUUGAGCAACGCAUGCCUGUUUCACGCAUAAGCCAAGGAGCGUCCUGGGCACAGGAAGAUCAGCAGGAUGCAGACGAAGACAGGCGAGCCUUCCAGAUGCUAAGAAGGGAUAAUGAAGAAAUAGAAGCUUCAUUGAGACGAUUAGAAAUCAACAUGAAAGAAAUCAAGGAAACUUUGAGGCAGUGUUUACUACCAAAAUGCAUGCAGAUCCCGCAAGAGCAAAUCAAGGAGAUCAAGAAGGAGCAGCUCUCAGGAUCCCCGUGGAUUCUGCUAAGGGAAAAUAAAGUCAGCACACUUUAUAAAGGAGAAUACCACAGAGCUCCAGUGACCAUAAAAGUAUUCAACAAACCCCAGGCUGGCAGCAUUGCAAUAGUGAGGCAGACUUUCAACGAUGAGAUCAAAACCAUGAAGAAAUUUGAAUCUCCCAACAUCCUGCGUAUAUUCGGGAUUUGCAUUGAUGAAACAGUGACUCCACCUCAAUUCUCCAUCGUCAUGGAGUACUGUGAACUUGGGACCCUGAGGGAGCUGUUGGAUAGGGAAGAAGACCUCACACUCAGCAAGCGCAUCGUCCUAGUCCUGGGGGCAGCCCAAGGCCUGUACUGGCUACACCAUUCAGAAGAACCUGAACUCCACGGAAAAAUCAGAAGCUCAAACUUCCUGGUAACUCAAGGCUAUCAAGUGAAGCUUGCAGGAUUUGAGUUGAGGAAAACACAGACUUCCAUCAGUUUGAAAACUAAGAGAGAAAAGACAGACAGAGUCAAAUCUACAGCAUAUAUCUCACCUCAGAAACUGGAAGAUAUAUAUCAUCGAUAUGACGUAAAGUCUGAAAUAUACAGCUUUGGAAUCGUCCUCUGGGAAAUUGUCACUGGAAGGAUCCCGUUUGAAGGCUGUAAUUCUGAGAAGAUCUACGAGCUGGUGGCUGUGAAGCGGCAGCAGGAGCCGCUGGGUGAAGACUGCCCUUCAGAGCUGCGGGAGAUCAUUGAUGAGUGCCGGGCCCAUGAUCCCUCUGUGCGGCCCUCUGUGGAUGAAAUCUUAAAGAAACUCUCCACCUUUACUAAGUAGUGUAUCGAAAUCUAAACCAAGGAUUCCCUGGACAAGAAGCUGGCAGAGGCACAAAGUGGACAUCUCUCUCUCUCAUAUCCUUUGUUAUUGAGUUAUUUAUGGGUGCAAGGAGUGGGAGCAUUUAUCUGUUACAAAUAGAAAAUAAUUCCAGUCAUACAGGACACAUCCCACUCCAAAUGAUAUUUCCAAAAACAUAUCUCUGACAAUAACUUUGAUAGAUGGUUUGUCAAAUGUAUCUUUCUGGGUGUCCACACCUCUUGGCAAUGUAAUUUGCAGCUCCUCCCACCCACAAAUGAAGUCUCUUUCCCCACCAUUUCAAUCUGGGCUGGCAUUGGGACUUGAUUUGAUCAAUAGAAUGUGGAAGAAGUGACUGUGUGCCAGUUCCAAGCCUAGGUUUCAAGAGGCCUUUUAAAUGUCUGUUGCAACCUUACCCAGCCAUGAACAUGUUGAGUGAGCAUGCUGGGAAUGAGAGACCACAUGAAGCAGAAACAUGCUUUCCUAGCUGAAGUCAUACUAAACCAACCAACAUGACAGCUAACACAUGAAUGAGGACAAUCAAGACCAGAAGAACCACUCAAGCAGAGCCCAGUCCAAAUUGCCCAUUCACACAAUCAGGAGCUAAAUAAAUUACUGUUGUCUUAACA